AUGGCUGUCGCGGUUGAAAAUCGUUCGAGCAGGCGCACUCAGAUUUCUGAGCGCGUUCUUAGUGUGGCCAUCGGAACAGCUCUUCAUCCUUUACGUUAUGUCAAAGUUCUUGUCCAGCUCGGCAAUGAUCCAUACCCUAUCUACCGAAGCAAGGCGUACAUUUUUUUCGGCCCAUACAGAUACUUUUUGCCGAACGGAAUACAAUACAGUAGUUUAGGUCGUUACAUUUACCAAAAAGAUGGUUUUUUGGGCCUUUAUAAUGGACUUGGAGCAUCCAUUAGCGGGUAUCUGGUUAGCAGCCUCGUUUCGUCACGUGUUGCGCAAUAUCUCAACGAACAGUAUCCGGAUGAACCACCUAAAGCAAAUGAAUCCGACGCCGAGGCUUUCGGCCGCCAUGUGAAAAAGGUCAUAAAAGACACGUUGUCAAAAUGUGCGGGAACUGUCGCUGCACGGCCUUUUCAAGAAAUGCUUGUGCGUUCGUACAUUUUAUGCUACGGUCUUUUGCGGUUUUUGCUGAUUCUUUCUAUUGCUGUUUCAGUUGCUAUGAUCAGAUCGAUGGCUCAGUUCAUUGGAGGAGAAAGAAUGUAUUUGGGAUUGAUAUUAUCACUGAAGUCGAUCUACGAUCAAACCGGCAUCAAGGGUUACUUCUAG
Molecule: messenger RNA, 651 nt
Organism: Soboliphyme baturini
Lineage: Eukaryota; Metazoa; Nematoda; Enoplea; Dioctophymatida; Soboliphymatidae
Source: the annotation of a GenBank genome assembly